Penicillium chermesinum is the source of this 810-nucleotide messenger RNA. RefSeq names its product mediator of RNA polymerase II transcription subunit 18. The record is from RefSeq and is a predicted model, not a curated record. The coding region runs from base 1 to 810 and encodes 269 amino acids. Gene Ontology annotation, biological process: regulation of transcription by RNA polymerase II; termination of RNA polymerase II transcription. Lineage: Eukaryota; Fungi; Ascomycota; Eurotiomycetes; Eurotiales; Aspergillaceae. Gene Ontology annotation, molecular function: transcription coregulator activity. Gene Ontology annotation, cellular component: mediator complex; core mediator complex. The transcript is spliced from 2 exons.
AUGCACGAGCUACUGCUGUUCGCCUCGGUCCCCCAACACCAGCAUCAUGAGCUUCUUCAGCAGCUGGCUGGGCUGACGGCCAUGCAGCCCCGCCACGCUCUCGAGCGUCGACUGAUUUUCAAGGCCUAUCGGAAGCCAGGCCUGGGCGCCUCUCGGACGGGCGGCAGCCAGGAUCUGCAGGCCUCGGGUGACCUGCAAAGAGUGACGAAGAUGUUGAACGGUGGCAUGUUCUACACUCAGGUGGUUGGCCCCGUUGCGGAAAAUGACUUCUCGCCAUCCGGCCCCGACGCUGAUGUGCAGAUGUCAGGGACGGAGGGCAACUCGGCAGGCUCGGCAGGCGCCUACGACUACGAACAGCAGCCUUGGAGGCUGGAAUUUCGCGAUGUGCCCGAGGCUGGUACGCGUUCAGCCGUGACGGCCCGGGUGAUGGCGACUGCGGCUCUGCCAUGUGGUGAUGUCGUGCCUGCCAUGAAUGCAUGGGGUUAUCACUUCGUAACCGAGUAUGUCGUUGAGGGUGACAUGUUCACCUACGGUGACAUUGUCUUGUUCCUUCAUCGGGUGCUCCACUAUCCUUCGACGAGUUUGGAGGAUAAGGAGCCUCGGAAACACCUCCCGGCGUUGUCAGAGAUGUCGGUUAUGGAGAAGAGCGGGAGCUAUGUUCUGCAGGCUUCCAUGACCGUGCUGGACGGCAGUAACCAAGAGACGAUGAAGACGGCCUCUCGGCAUCUGUUCGCGUUGCGGGAAAAGCUGAGAUCUGCGGUGAAGCUGGAGAUGGCUGAUCGCUUGUCUCUAGACACCCGGGCAAAAUGA